CAGUUGAAAUAGUAUUUGAUAGAAAAGGUUGUUCGUUGGGAUUUGCAGAGAAAAUGUAUACUAAGAGCUUCUCUCUCAUUUUAUCAUCUCCGCUUAUCGUUGACUCUCCUUCUUCUUCUUCUUCUUCUUCUUCUUCUUCUUCUUCUUCUUCUUCUUCUUCUUCCUCUCUCGCCGUCCCUUGCUUCUUCUCUCCGACUAGUCUUAAACCAUCAAGCGCCAGUCUCCCCGCGACGUAUUUCCACAGGUACUCUCAUCCUCGGAGUCUAACGUCUUCGCUCGCCGCCCUAAUGUCUCCGGAAAACUCGGUUCUAUCAGAUGUCUGCGCUACAGGAAUCUCCGGCGUCGUCGCGUUCUCGUGCCUCGGUUUCUGGGGAGAGAUUGGCAAGCGUGGCAUCUUCGACCAGAAACUUAUCCGGAAGCUUGUGCACAUAAACAUUGGCCUUGUUUUUAUACUUUGCUGGCCACUCUUCAGUUCUGGACUCCAAGGAGCCCUCUUCGCUUCUCUUAUACCUGGACUCAAUAUUAUAAGGAUGCUUCUCCUGGGCCUUGGAGUCUACCAAGACGAAGGAACUAUCAAGUCUAUGAGCAGACACGGAGAUCGCAGGGAACUACUUAAGGGACCGCUUUAUUAUGCACUCUCGAUCACAUCGGCAUGUAUCUUCUAUUGGAAGACAUCCCCAAUAGCCAUUGCAGUGGUGUGCAACCUCUGCGCAGGAGAUGGUAUGGCUGAUAUUGUUGGGAGGCGUCUUGGAACAGAGAAGCUUCCUUACAACAGAAACAAAUCAGUAGCUGGUAGCAUUGGGAUGGCCAUCGCAGGGUUCUUAGCAUCUGUUGCGUAUAUGUACUACUUUGCUUCGUUUGGUUACAUCGAGAAUAGCGGGUGGGAUAUGAUUCUUCGCUUCUUCAUCAUCUCUGUAGCAUCAGCUCUUGUGGAAUCACUCCCUAUAAGCACUGACAUUGACGACAAUCUCACUGUUUCCUUAACCUCUGCCUUGGUCGGUACUCUACUCUUCUAAUAGUAACACCGGCUCUCUUGCCAUGUAUCAUCAAAUACAGAGUCAUCGAGCUUGAUUGCCUCUGUGGAGUAAAACUCAGUAAAAAAACAUUUUACAUUUGGUAAAGUCUAAAAAGAA
Molecule: messenger RNA, 1133 nt
Organism: Brassica oleracea var. oleracea
Lineage: Eukaryota; Viridiplantae; Streptophyta; Magnoliopsida; Brassicales; Brassicaceae
Product: probable phytol kinase 2, chloroplastic
Exons: 5
Coding region: 54-1016 (320 amino acids)
Molecular function (GO): kinase activity
Source: RefSeq, a predicted model, not a curated record